AUGGCAACUGUGCAUGAACCAACUGUUGUGGGAGUUGCUCACUUCAAUGCAGCUGAAGAUGCAGCAGCUUUACGAGGAGCCAUGAAAGGAUUUGGUACAGAUGAGGAUGCAAUCAUAGAAAUUCUUACAUCCAGAUCAAAUGCUCAGAGGCAGGCCAUCUCACAAGCAUUUACUCAUGAGUAUGGGAGGGACAUCAUUGAAGACCUCAAGUCAGAACUUGGAGGUCAUUUCGAAGAUGUUAUAGUUGCUUUGAUGCUGCCACCAGCUGAAUACCUUUGCAAAGAGUUGCACCAUUGCAUGGAAGGCAUGGGAACUGAUGAAAAAGUGUUGGUAGAAAUACUAUGUACUCGAACUAAGAAAGAGAUUGCUGAGAUUGUUGAAGCAUAUGAGAGAUUAUACAAUCGGCCAUUAGCAGAACAUAUGUGUUCAGAAACAUCUGGAGAUUUUCGAAGACUUCUAACUCUGAUUGUUACUGGCGCUCGUGAUGAAGAAGCCGGAGUCGAUCAGGCUAGAGCAGCCGAGGCAGCUCAGCAGCUUUACGAUGCGGGAGAGGCCAAGUGGGGAACUGAUGAGGAGAUAUUCAACAAGAUUCUAGCUCACGAGAGUUUUGGCCAAUUGCGCGCUAUUUUUGAGGAGUACAAGAACAUCUCGGGUCGUACGAUUGAGCAGGCGAUCAAGGCCGAGAUCGCUGGAGAAUUAUCUGAGGCACUCAGUGCAAUCGUGGAAUGCGUGGAAAACCACGCGGCUUGGUUCGCUCAGCGGCUUCGGGAUGCCAUGCAAGGUCUCGGCACCGACGAUAGGACCCUCAUCAGGAUCAUCGUCUCCCGGUCCGAGCGAGACCUCGCCGCUAUCAAGCGGGAGUACGAGGUCUUAUAUAACAAGACUCUCGGCAGCGAAGUCAGGGAGUCGGCUCCCUUCAGGGUAUGUCUUGUUUCAGUGGAAUGUGUGGAAAACGCGGCGGCUUGGUUCGCAAAGAGACUGCGCAGUUCGAUGCAAGGGGGCGGGACCGAAGAUAAAGCCUUGAUAAGGAUUAUUGUGAACCGAUCCGAGAUCGAUCUCGCCGCUGUCAAGAGGGAGUAUGAAAGUCUGUAUGACAAGACUCUGCAGAGUGACGUUGCGCAGGGAGAGACUUCGGGCGACUACAGGAAGGCUCUCAUCGCUCUACUUGGACCCGCCUAA
Pieris macdunnoughi is the source of this 1179-nucleotide messenger RNA. NCBI's taxonomy places the organism in Eukaryota, Metazoa, Arthropoda, Insecta, Lepidoptera, Pieridae. The record is from the annotation of a GenBank genome assembly.